AUACCCAGACCCCCACUUCUGGGAUGCGGAAUAAGAAGGGUCCACUCUCCACUCUGUACUCUCUGAGUGUUAAAAGGCCUUCCCAAGUUCGUUAAUGGUGGUUGCGGAUUUUGCUUCUCUCCCCCCCAACCAAAUGCAUUUGGUUUUCUAACCAUUUCUCAUGCUCUCACCACUCCAAGUUUCUUGAUUUCCUCUGCUCCCAGCUUUCGAUCCUUCGUCUCCUGCUUUGUGACCAUAAUCGCUAAUCAGAAUCAGGUAAAAGUAUACCUCGGUUUUUUUUCCUUGGCUGUUCUGGUGGUUCUUGAGUAAUGGGUUUGCCUGAUUGACAUUUUCUUUGAUUUUUUUUCCUUGACUUUAUGUGAGGAGUUUGAUGUUUGAAGCUCCAUGGAUGAUUCUUGAACUCGAACUUCCAGGCAAUUAGUCGCAGUUUAACUUUUGUGGGUUUGGGUUGGGAAGACAUAGGGGGACGGAAUAGACUAGUACCUUCUAGCUUUUUUUAAUUUUGUAAAUUAAUUUGAAGAAUAAUUAAGGUAUCCAGUUCCCUCUCAGCUUUGCCGAAAGUGAAAAUAUUCUCGGUUGGCACCACUAAAAAAUCAAACAACUUAUUAUGAACCGUACUAGGGAAGAAAAAAAAUGAGGAAAAUAGAAAAAUAAAAAGCUUAUUAUUAAUUUUUUCAUGAUUUAAAAACAUAAAAAUUGAAGAAUUUUUUAAAACCUUUUUUCUUUGCUUAAUCAAGUGAGUACUUUUUGAAAUCGAACAUUAAAUAAAUGUUGGCACAACGCUUUGGAUCUUCAUGGCUUCUUUUUCUUUUCUUUUCCGCAAUCGCUUUCACGGGUCUUCAUAGUUAAUAGAUAGAGGGUGGAGGAUGAGGAUGGUGCCCCAUACAUUGAUACUCGCACCCGUGGUACCAUAAAUAUAUGGAAAUGCAACAGACUGCUCAGAGUUACGCAUAUGAAAUUAUGAAUUGAAUUGGACCAGGUACAUAAUUCCCUGGUGGUCAGAAGCUUUUCGGGACAUUGGGAACUUCAAAACAUGAUAAUUGAAAAAGGUUGAAAUACGUAAUGGGGUGGAAUAGGAUAAUGGUUGCAACUUUUUCAAAUACAUGAAUAUGGAAUGCAGUGGGGCACAUGCCCAACAAUUGGAGGCAUGGUUACCCGAAUGGGCCAUGUUGACUGGUGCGUGUGGUUUAAUCAUUCGUGCCUGAGCUCUUGAGUUCUCAGGGUCUCAAGACUCAAAAGAGUCAAGAGGCCCAUGCUAGAUUUCUCGUUUAUUCCGCAGCAUGUAUGCCUUUUUUCUCCACCCAACACUGACCACUGCAGAGGCUCUGAUGCGAUACUACGACUGCUUCUUUGUGUAGAUAACACGCCCAUCUCAGCAUCUUCUACUUCUGUGAAGCCCCACUAGGUGGUUUGAAGCCUCCAAAGAGAGAAAAUAAAUGGUGGGUUCGGAGUCGGAGACUUUAUCCCAAAGCGAGGUGGAGUCGGGGUUACAGGAAGAUCAACAGCCCAAGAACCAUGGGAUGCCAUCUCUGGGAAGACAGUCCUCAAUCUACUCCCUCACCCUGGAUGAGUUUCAGCACACCCUCUGCGAGAAUGGGAAGAAUUUCGGGUCCAUGAACAUGGAUGAGUUUCUCACUAGCAUAUGGACUGCAGAGGAAAACCAAGCCACCAAUUUUAACCACAUUAGCAACUCCCAGAUGUCGCUCAGUGAAACUUCCAUGGAGAAACCCAUUGCUAAGCAGCCGAGCUUGGCCCGCCAGGGCUCUCUAAGUCUUCCUGCGCCGUUUUGUCAAAAGACUGUGGAUGAGGUCUGGUCUGAAAUCCAUAAAGCUCAGCAACAACAGCAGCAGGACAGCGUUCAUAAUGCUGAGUCUGCCCAUCGCCAACCUACUUUAGGAGAGAUGACUUUGGAGGAUUUCUUGAUCAGGGCAGGGGUAGUUCGGGAACAGCCUACAGCAACCGCUCCGGCGCAGCAUCAGCAGCAACAUCAGUACGGGUUGUACCAAAAUAACAACACCAUCAGUCCAACUUUUGCUAGACCUGUUAUGGGAAUGGGUGGUGGUGCCGGUGUUGGGAGUUUUCAAACUUUGCCCCAAAGCAGUGGGGCUGCCGGAGAGUCCUCUGGCUAUGCCGGGAAUGGUAAAAGGAACGGCGGCUACCCGAAGACUUCAGCUUGUCUUGGAGGUAGAGUGGGGAACGGCGGUGGUGUGUACGGGCCUGGGCAGACGUUGGCAAUGGAGUCGACCGUAAGUCCAGUGUCUUCCGAUGGGAUGUGCCCGAAUCAAAUCGACAACACUGCAGGUCAGUUCGGUUUGGACGUGGGUGGCCUGAGAGGAAGGAAGAGGAUCAUAGAUGGCCCGGUGGAGAAGGUGGUGGAACGGAGACAACGAAGGAUGAUCAAGAAUAGAGAGUCUGCGGCGAGAUCUCGAGCUAGAAAACAGGCUUACACAGUUGAACUGGAAGCAGAAUUAAACCAGUUAAAGGAAGAGAACACCCUUCUUCAACAGGCUCUGGCAGAGGCAGACUUUGAGAGGAAAAGAAAGCAACAGUAUUUAGAAGAACUGAAAAUGAAAACUCAGACCAAGGCAGAAAAAGCUAAAGAAAAACUGAAGAAGAUGAGGAAGACUUGGAGCUGCCCAUUGUGAAGCAAAGAAAGAACAGGGUAGUAAUAGCAUGGAUGGUUGAUGCAUGAUCUUCCAAGAUGUGAUCUUCGAUCACAGACCCUUUUGACUAGAAAAAGAAAUUCAUGAAUAAUUAGAUGGGUGGGAAGUGUUAAUCUUAUGUUUUUGUUCGUAGUUGCACAUAGACACAUAGUGUAGUCAGAGACUUGUGUGUAUGCUCUUAUAGAUGUGUAUUCAAGCUAUUGUUCCAGUGUUUC
Molecule: messenger RNA, 2878 nt
Organism: Vitis vinifera (wine grape)
Lineage: Eukaryota; Viridiplantae; Streptophyta; Magnoliopsida; Vitales; Vitaceae
Product: protein ABSCISIC ACID-INSENSITIVE 5
Exons: 4
Coding region: 1437-2645 (402 amino acids)
Biological process (GO): positive regulation of DNA-templated transcription
Cellular component (GO): nucleus
Molecular function (GO): DNA-binding transcription factor activity
Source: RefSeq, a predicted model, not a curated record